UCCGGUACUAUUCCAUUUACCAUCUGAGGGUCAGUCUCUUGUAGAAGGUGAUGAACAGAAUGGAAGCGAGCAUGUGGUUCGUUCUGGUCAGCAUGCUGCUGGCCGUGACUGGGAUGGGUCACUCCAUCCAGGAGGGAGAAGUUCUAGAGCCCAACCUGCGCCUGGCUGUGGACUCUGAGGAGAAUGUAGCUGAGAACCUGGUCAGUGAGGAGGAGGUGGGUCGAGUUCUUGAAGAUCGUCUGCUGACCACAGUGCUGCGUUCUCUGCUCCAGGGUUCUCAGAGACAAACUAGGAACCCCUCCGUUCUCCACCAGCCCCAGAGGUUUGGUCGUGGUGCUCGAGGAGACUCUCCUGCAGAGGAGAGGAUACAGUCCCGAGACUGGGAGACGGUCCCUGGGCAGAUCUGGAGCAUGGCUGUUCCACAGAGAUUCGGGAAGAAGUAGUGCAGAGCUUCCAGAGGAACCUCCCGGUGCGAGUAUGGUGGAGUCUGAGGAACAUCAUCAGCCUUCCCAGACACUCACGUCCACUCCGUCACAUCUGACCUGCUGCUCUCCAUUAGCCUGUGUUGUCAUCAAACAUAAAUAAAUCAACACAAUUAAACAAAAACAUGAUCC
Colossoma macropomum (tambaqui) is the source of this 614-nucleotide messenger RNA. RefSeq names its product neuropeptide FF-amide peptide precursor like (gene npffl). Lineage: Eukaryota; Metazoa; Chordata; Actinopteri; Characiformes; Serrasalmidae. The record is from RefSeq and is a predicted model, not a curated record. The coding region runs from base 51 to 443 and encodes 130 amino acids. Gene Ontology annotation, molecular function: neuropeptide hormone activity. The transcript has 3 exons.